AAAAGCUUUUAUGCAGAAAGGCUCAGCAGUGACGAGUCAGCUUGGCAAGUGUUCUGCCAAGGGCUCUGCAGCUUCCUCACGAGGGGCAGCUCUAUCCCUGCUCUCUGGGACAGUGUCAGGACCCCGAGGAACGGCUGGAGCUGUGUCGGGGGGGUUGGGGUGGAUAUUAGGAAAAGGAUGUUUUUCCCCAGAGUGCUCAGGCACUGAACAGGCUCCCCAGGCGAUGGUCACAACCCUGACCCUGCCAGAGCUCAAGGGGCGUUUGCACAACGCUGUCAGGCACAGCGUGGGAUUGUUGAGCUGUCCUGCUCAGGGCUUGGACUCACCGAUCUUUGAGGGUCCCUUCCAGCUCAGGGUACUGCAUGAUUCCGUGAUUCCAUGACUCCCGGUUCCGGGGGAUCUGAGCUGCUCCAGGCAGCGCUUUGCACCUGCCACGCGCGGAGCGGGUGCCCGGUGCCCCGGGGCGAGGCGGGGCCGGGGGCGGGCCGGGGCCGCCCCCGCUAAGGGCAGCCUUGAAAUAGCAGCGGCGGGUCCCAAGCCCGCAGUGCCCCGCUCCCGGCACCAUGGGUGGCAAGAAGGUUUGCAUCGUGGGCUCUGGCAACUGGGGCUCGGCCAUCGCCAAGAUCGCCGGCAGCAACACAGCUCGGCUGAGCAGCUUCGAGAGCCAGGUGAACAUGUGGGUGCUGGAGGAGGAGGUGGGCGGCCGGCGGCUCACGGACAUCAUCAACACGGAGCACGAGAAUGUCAAGUACCUGCCGGGGCACAAGCUGCCCCCCAACGUGGUGGCAGAGCCAGACCUGCUCAAAGCCUGUGCAGGGGCUGAUGUCCUCCUGUUCGUGGUGCCCCACCAGUUCAUCGGCAAAGUCUGUGACCAGCUCAAGGGCCACGUGAAGAAAGAGGCCAUUGGGAUGUCACUCAUCAAGGGCGUGGAUGAAGGACCAGAUGGGCUGAGACUGAUCUCAGACAUCAUCCAUGAGAAACUGGGAAUAGAAAUGAACGUGCUUAUGGGGGCCAAUAUUGCCAGUGAAGUGGCAGAAGAGAAGUUCUGUGAAACCACCAUCGGCUGCAAGAACACGAAGCACGGGCAGAUGCUGAAGGACCUGAUGCAGACCCCCAACUUCCGUGUGUCGGUGGUGCAGGAAGCUGACACUGUAGAGAUCUGUGGGGCUCUCAAGAACGUGGUGGCUGUAGGAGCCGGUUUCUGUGAUGGGCUUGGCUACGGUGACAACACAAAGGCUGCCGUGAUCCGCCUGGGCCUGAUGGAGAUGAUUGGCUUUGCCAAGCUCUUCUGUAAGGGCCCUGUCACCUCCUCCACCUUCCUGGAGAGCUGCGGCGUGGCCGACCUCAUCACCACCUGCUAUGGGGGCCGCAACCGCAAGGUCGCCGAGGCUUUUGCCAAAACUGGCAAGUCCAUCGAGCAGCUGGAGAAGGAGAUGCUGAAUGGGCAGAAGCUGCAGGGUCCCCAGACAUCUGCUGAGCUGCAUCGAAUCCUCAAGAGCAAGAAUGCAGUGGAGAAGUUUCCCCUCUUCACUGCUGUGUAUCGGAUCUGCUACGAGGGCAAACCUGUCACCGACUUCAUUGCGUGUCUCCAGAACCACCCUGAGCACAUGUAAGGGGCUCUGCCUGCAGAGCACAGGUCCUGCUGGGAUGUGCUGAGAGCUCCUGCCCACACUGACCUGAUCUGCUGCCACAGCCUCAGAAGGAGUCCGGGUCUCCUGGGAGCCUUUGCUGACUGCUGGAAGAGCAGAGGUUCCCUUCCCCAGCCCCAGACACUGCCCUGGACACUGAGCCUGGCACAGAGGUACCUGCUGACCUCUUUCUCUCUUUGAAGAGCUCGUUUAAUUGCUGCUGCUAAGGUUUGCCCUGAGCAGGGCUGAGCAUCUUCAUCCUUCACUUCCUCACAGUGGAUUCAGCUCUGGGAAGGACUCUGCCGGGCCAUCAUGACAGAUGAGGGCUGGGCACUGCCUGCCAGGGAAAACAGUGUCCCAAGUCCUCCCUCUUAGCCCCAUGGGCCACUCUGGGUGACACCAGCUCUUCCCUACCUGCUGCUGCUUUUGCAUUCCCUGUCUGGUGGAGAGAGCACAGUCCCCUGCCAGGCUCCACCUGGUGAGUGGAGCUCUCAGGACUUCCAAAGGCACCGAGGAUCUUUGUAAGGAGCACCAGCACAGCACAGACAAUGGCAUUCCUUGCCACCCAGCCAUGUGCUGCUUUCCCCCAGCUGCUCCUGCUGACCCAGGGACACUCUGGAGCUUGUUUGUUUAGAGCUGUUGCUCUCUCCAUCAGACUUGGCCCCAGCUCUGGGGAGCUCCCCUGUUGUCACAGGCUUGCCUAUGCUAAUUCCAUGCCUGCUGACUUCUCUCCCUUGUCUCAGUUUGACAUCUGGGGCUUGGCACUUCCAGGGACCAACUGCCCCUGAGUCUGUGUGAGCAGCUGGUGUGACCCCUGCCUUGUACCCUCACAUCAGGCAGGUGGCUCAGCACCAGGCACCUGAGUCAUGUUGAUGUUCAGUAAUUCCUCCACAGCCACACUUUGCCUUCCUCUGGCUCGCUUCAGCCCGUGCUUUAGACUGCUCUGUGCUUCCAUGUGUGGCUGUCCAGGAGCUGAGGAAGGAGGUCUCACACUUUCCCUCAUGUGGAGAUGCUGCAAGCUGCCCUCUGGCACAGGGGCAGGAAUAGGCAUAUGAUCCACAACAGACACAUGGACAUGUCCAACAUCCCAGGACAGGACAGAGGUCUUGGGCCUCACACUGAGCCUGUGAAAUUUGCCCCUUGUCCAGACUGGUGCCACAUGUCCCUCUGCUCCUCUGCAGCUGGUGGUGUUUGCUCAGGCCAGAGUGUCCAGCAGUCACUGAUCCUGCCUGGGCUGGAAUGCUGCAAGGCUCCCUGCUCUCCCCCAUUCAAGUUCCAGAGCCAAGGGGUCUCUGACUAGCAGUGUUCCUUUGAAAUCACAAUAAACAUGGAGAGGAGGUGGGAGAUGCUCUCCUUGUUCCGUGGCUCCAGUGCAUCACUGUGGCUGGGUUGGUGCCUGCUGGACUUGCUGAGUGCUCAGAACAGGGCACUGCCCGUUCCCUCCUGGCCCUGCACCCUCCCGUGCUGUCCCAGAAACAGCAAGAACGUCCCUGUAGGUCCCUGUUUAGCCCCAGUGUCACACAGUGUCCCACUUGCUUUGUCUCAGCAACCGUUCCAGGAUUAAAAUUUGGCCGCAGGACUAUGGUGGGUUGGGAUUGAGCAUUGAGCCGGGUCCAGAGUCCUCACCUGGGGCCAGCAGGAGCCAGGCCAGGACCACACUGUGCCCCACACACCCCAGGCCUCCCCUCCUCUGACGUUUGGGGCUUCCCAGGACACGCUGUGGGAUUUUAUUCAUCUCUUCCCAGCUGCUUUUCCCAGACUGUCCCUGUGUGUCUUUAAAGGAGCCCCGCACUGAGUGACCUUUCCAGGGCUCUGAACUCUCUGCUCGGUGUCUUACAAGGGGAAUUUAAUCUGUUGGCACUGCACUUGUUUCUGUGCCUUUUAUUAGCCACGUUUUCUCAGCAGGCACUCCGCGACCUUUAAAUUCAGCAGAACUGUCGUGUGGGGGGAGCCAACACGGCUUCCUCUGCCGAGGAGCUUUAUUGAGCUUGGAGGAAGGAUAAAGGAAGUCCAGCGUGUUCCUGCAGGGCUGGCACGACUUCUAGUUCUCUUUGUCUUCAAGGGCUUCAAGGAAUCCAAGUGUUUGGAUACGAAGCUCAUACAGGAGAGAGGGUCCCUGGGCUCUGCUCCCUCACACAAGCUCCUGUCAGCACCUGCCUGGAGCUGCAGCAGAAUCCAGCAGGGAUUUGUGUUUAGCUGGGAGCUCCUCUGCGAUGGAAAUGCAAUGUGCAUCCCCCUUGUCCAUGUUUCUUUGACCCCUGAAGUGCCCGAAUGGCUGCAGAUCCUUGCUUAGGGUCCCAGGUCUCCAACGAUCUCUUGCUUUUAAACACACCACACUGGAGCUGGAUGUCCCGAGCUAUAAAAAGU
Passer domesticus (house sparrow) is the source of this 3995-nucleotide messenger RNA. It is a transcript of the gene GPD1, whose product is annotated as glycerol-3-phosphate dehydrogenase 1. The record is from RefSeq and is a predicted model, not a curated record. Gene Ontology annotation, molecular function: protein homodimerization activity; NAD binding; glycerol-3-phosphate dehydrogenase [NAD(P)+] activity. The transcript is spliced from 8 exons. Gene Ontology annotation, biological process: carbohydrate metabolic process; glycerol-3-phosphate catabolic process. Gene Ontology annotation, cellular component: cytosol; glycerol-3-phosphate dehydrogenase (FAD) complex. NCBI's taxonomy places the organism in Eukaryota, Metazoa, Chordata, Aves, Passeriformes, Passeridae. Bases 564 to 1613 code for a protein of 349 amino acids.